AUGAGGAUGUUCCAGAAGCUCGUCGGGUUCUAUGCCUUAUUUUCACGCAUGUCCUCCUCGGUCCUCAGCCUUUCAAAGCCCAUGGGAUACACGCAAAACACGUCACGCCAGUCAAGUCCCAACACGAAAACUAGUCAAGAAAUUAUCGAGUCGGUGGCCCAGCUGAAAGUCUCCACAUGGACGCCCCCAAAGCGUGGCCGGCAAGCCACCUUGAUCGGCGUCGCCGAGACUGGCUUUCUGCAAACCACGAGGCCGUCUUACCAGUAUCUUGAGGGUCAAGCUAAGGGGUUCAUGGGUCGUUUGAGUCGUAGGGCUUAG
Messenger RNA from Penicillium daleae, 318 nucleotides. RefSeq lists its product as uncharacterized. The coding region runs from base 1 to 318 and encodes 105 amino acids. The transcript has a single exon. NCBI's taxonomy places the organism in Eukaryota, Fungi, Ascomycota, Eurotiomycetes, Eurotiales, Aspergillaceae. The record is from RefSeq and is a predicted model, not a curated record.